UUCACCACCGGACACCUCCACAAACACAAACUCCGUUUAGACAACUACAACUUUCUCCACUCUGCACCUCUCUCUCUCUCGCUGGCAUUGGUUUCUCAGGCACAAACCAGAACACCUCCUGUCAAAUGCUCCAUUUAAGGGAUGUUUGGUGUUCUUUGAGCUUUAUUUUCUGAUUCUCUGUUAUAAAGUUCUCAUUUUGAUAUCUCUUUGUGAUUCGCUAAGCCCUUCCUAAAGUAGCAUUUUCUUAUCAGAGUCUGAAAUCCGAGAAAAUCCAAUUCCAAGUACAUUUAAAUUGUGUUUUGUCAGAAUUCUGUGAAAACCCAAUCCAAUCCAAUCCAACCCAACAACCUAAAGGAUAUUUAACUAAUUACCCAGAUCAUACGUUUCGAUUUUCUAAGCCAAUGCGCUUUCUGUGAUCACAAAAAUUCAUAGAAUUUUUGCUCCAAAGGAAAAGGGGUUCAUGCUCUUUUCCUUCACUGUUCCAUUUGGGUCACCGGGAAGGCCUUAACUUUUGUCAAAUUGUGAUCGGUUGGUUCCCUUUACAAUCAGUCUUUAUUUUCAAAUUCAAAAUCUUAACAAAAAAAAUGUUUGAAUCCAAUCCAAACAUGCCGUUGAUUCCGUCUUCCUCUUCUUCGCGAAAGCUCCCUGAUUUCAAACAAUCCGUGAAGCUGAAAUAUGUGAAACUUGGCUACCACUACCUGAUCACUCAUGGAAUGUACUUGUUUUUAUCGCCUCUUGUUGUUGUAAUCGCAGCACAACUCUCUACAUUUUCACUCCAAGGUCUCUAUGACCUUUGGGGCCAUCUGCGGUUCAAUCUCAUAGCCGUGAUUGUAUGCUCAACUCUCCUUGUCUUCCUAUCAACCCUUUAUUUCCUUACUCGUCCCUGCCCAGUUUACCUUGUCGAUUUCUCAUGCUAUAAGCCGGAGGAUGCCCGGAAAUGCACGAGGCUGAUAUUCAUGGACCGGUCCCAGUUGACGGGGACAUUCAAGGAAGAAAACCUUGAGUUCCAACGGAAAAUUCUGGAGAGGUCAGGUCUUGGGGAGUCAACAUAUCUUCCUGAAGCGGUGUUGAGGGUUCCUCCAAAUCCAUCAAUGGCGGAGGCAAGAAAAGAAGCUCAGAUGGUAAUGUUUGGUGCCCUUGAUCAGCUUUUUGAGAAAACACGAUUGAAACCAAAAGAUAUUGGGAUUUUAAUUGUGAAUUGUAGCUUGUUUAAUCCAACACCAUCACUGUCUGCUAUGGUUAUUAACCAUUACAAGCUUCGAGGGAAUAUUGUUAGUUAUAAUCUGGGUGGGAUGGGUUGUAGUGCCGGUUUGAUCUCGAUUGAUCUUGCAAAAGAUCUUCUUCAAGUUCAUCCCAAUUCGUAUGCUUUGGUGAUUAGCAUGGAAAACAUCACUUUGAAUUGGUAUUUUGGGAAUGAUAGAUCGAUGCUUGUUUCAAAUUGCUUGUUUAGAAUGGGAGGGGCUGCGAUUUUGCUUUCGAACAAGAGGUCUGACCGAUGUCGAUCCAAGUAUCGAUUGGUUCAUACGGUUCGAACCCACAAAGGUGCGGAUGAUAAGUGCUUCUCUUGUGUUACUCAACAAGAGGAUUCCACUGGGAAGAUCGGAGUUUCUUUGUCCAAGGAUCUGAUGGCAGUUGCUGGAGAUGCUUUGAAGACUAACAUCACUACAUUGGGUCCUCUUGUGUUGCCAAUGUCUGAACAAUUGCUCUUCUUUGCCACAUUGGUUGGGAGGAAGCUUUUUAAGAUGAAGUUGAAGCCUUAUAUCCCAGAUUUUAAGCUGGCUUUUGAGCAUUUCUGCAUUCAUGCCGGAGGAAGAGCUGUGCUGGAUGAAUUGGAGAAGAACUUGAAGCUUUCAGAUUGGCAUAUGGAACCUUCAAGGAUGACCCUCCACCGUUUUGGCAACACCUCUAGCAGCUCUCUUUGGUAUGAAUUGGCUUAUACAGAAGCCAAGGGGAGGAUGAAGAAGGGAGACAGAUUGUGGCAGAUAGCAUUUGGGUCUGGGUUCAAAUGUAACAGUGCAGUUUGGAAGGCCCUACGGACUAUAAAUCCAGCGAAGGAGAAGAACCCAUGGAUGGAUGAGAUCCACCAGUUUCCAGUUAAUGUUCCUAAGGUCUCAGCCAUCUGACUUCAAGUAGUUGCAACCUUUGUGGCAGUACGUUGGGGAGAAGGGUCUUUUGCUCUUUGAGUGGUAAAAACUUCUUGUUAUCUUCUUUUCGCUGGGGAUCUGGGAUAUGAUUUUUUUGGUGGAAAGAUGUUACAAAUGCGCUUCCUUUACUAGAUCUUUCUUUAGGUUUAGUUCCCUUUGGUUGCUGUUAACUAUUACUGUUUGGCAUGGUAGUAAGGAUGCUAGUUAUGGUUUGCUGUGAGAUACCAGAUGGACCUCAAUUUAGUUCUAGUCAGAAACUGGGGUUUUGAUUUGUAACUUUCUGGCUAUUUCAUCCAGUAUUAGUUUGGAGAUAGGAGCAGGCUAGGAGAAGGUUAUUUGUUUCAUAUCAACUCAAAAGUCUGAUGGCAGUAGACUGGGAUAGUCCUUCUCGAAGGCAAUGUAACUCUAAUUAUUGAUCUUCAUUUGGAUAUGUGAAUUGCUAUCAUUAUUAUC
This is a messenger RNA of Alnus glutinosa, 2597 nucleotides long. RefSeq names its product 3-ketoacyl-CoA synthase 11-like. Gene Ontology annotation, cellular component: membrane. Bases 585 to 2123 code for a protein of 512 amino acids. The transcript has 2 exons. Gene Ontology annotation, biological process: fatty acid biosynthetic process. The record is from RefSeq and is a predicted model, not a curated record. Gene Ontology annotation, molecular function: acyltransferase activity, transferring groups other than amino-acyl groups. Lineage: Eukaryota; Viridiplantae; Streptophyta; Magnoliopsida; Fagales; Betulaceae.